Messenger RNA from Gopherus evgoodei (Goodes thornscrub tortoise), 5218 nucleotides. Its product is annotated as ATP-binding cassette sub-family A member 10-like. The transcript has 39 exons. Lineage: Eukaryota; Metazoa; Chordata; Testudines; Testudinidae. Gene Ontology annotation, biological process: lipid transport; transmembrane transport. Gene Ontology annotation, cellular component: membrane; intracellular membrane-bounded organelle. Bases 141 to 5066 code for a protein of 1641 amino acids. The record is from RefSeq and is a predicted model, not a curated record. Gene Ontology annotation, molecular function: ATP binding; ATP hydrolysis activity; lipid carrier activity.
UCAGUGACUAUUCUGAAUAACUAGCCCAUCCAGCUGGCAUCAAAACCACUGUGCAGAGAAACAAGAAGAGUGUUUCACUAUCUUCGCAGCCUUUUCCGAGUGUCCCAGGUUCCUUCUUUCACACAGGCUUUUGUGAAGAAAUGCUUCCUAGACGUCAGCGAGAGAUCAGUGUGUGUCAACAAACCGGGGCCCUGCUAUUAAAGCAUAUACUGGUGAAAUGGAGGAAGAUAAAGCAGAGUUUACAGGAAUUGCUCCUCUCAUUACUGAUGCCUUUCAUAUUGUAUACGGAUCUUAUUAGUGGUUGGUACAGGGGAUACCCUGAACUACCUUCGGUUGACCUUGGGCGUGUCGAUGAGUUUGAUAGGAACACAUAUGCAGUUCAGUAUACACCAGUGACGCAGACUACCAGACAAAUAAUGCAGCAUAUGGCUUCUGUUUCCUUUUUGAAUGAUAUUGUUGGAAACAACGCUGGAGAACAGACAGAGCUGGAAAGCACUAAUAUGACAUUCCAUGAUGUAAUAGAGGUUAACUUUAAUGAUGCUUUCUCUUAUGAGUUAGCUUCCCAUGCUUAUUCUUCAUUCCAUUUGCAAAGGGACAAUAUGGAUCAUCAUUCAGACAGGUGCUCUGCCUCAAUAUUUUAUCAGGCCAUCACUUGUUCUGUUACUGAACAGUGGACUUCAGGAUUUGUUCCCCUGCAAGCAAACAUUGACGCUGCUAUUAUUCAAGUUGCAUCAAACCACUCAGUGAUGGAAGAGCUGCAGUCAGUCACUGCUGAACAGAUGAGGCUACCUCCCUUUCGGGUUGUGGAAGGCAUUAACUAUGACUUUUUUCUUAUCUGCUGUGCAGUGGCAUUCUCUCCUCUCAUAUACUUUAUGUCACUCAAUGUGGCAAAAGAAAGGAGGAAGUUUAAGGAGCUGAUGAAGAUGAUGGCGCUCCAGGAUUUCGCCUUCUGGUUGUCCUGGGGUUUGCUGUAUGCAGGCUAUAUUUUAAUUAUGGCAAUUCUACUGACAUUUACCAUUAAAUCUGAAGAAUUUAUAUACCACACAAGCCAUUCCGUGAUAUUCUUCCUUUUUUACCUCUAUGGCAUCUCUUUGAUAUCACUUGCUUUCUUACUAAGUUCUUUGUUGAAGAAACCUAAGCUCACUGGCAUAGUUGGGUUCCUCUUCACCCUAUCCUUUGGAAGUCUGGGCCUUGUGGUGUUGUAUAACCAUAUUCCUGAACCUUUGGAAUGGGUUUUAAGUCUCUUUAGUCCUUUUGCUUUCACGGCUGGAUUUGUGCGGAUUCUACAUUUAGAAGAUGCUAUGAAGGGGGUGGAAUUUUCUGACUUUUUGGAAGACUCCUUCCCAAUGUUGGCAUUUUUUUUCCUGUUGGUUUUUGAUGCUCUUCUCUAUUUGGUGCUAGCCAUCUACUUUGACAAAGUUUUGCCUGAUAAAUAUGGGAUGCACCAUUCUUGUUUGUUCUUCCUGAAGCCAUCUUAUUGGUUUAAAAAAAGAAAAAAUUGUGUCAACAAUGAUAUCCUAGACUAUGAAGAAUACAGUGACCAGGUCUUUAAUGAUUAUGUUGAGCAAGUGCCUCCAGAAUUUCGUGGGAAAGAAGCCAUCAGUAUCAACAAUGUUAAAAAAACAUAUAAAGGGAAGGACAAGACAGUGAAUGCUUUAAGAGGUUUGUUGCUUAAUGUCUAUGAAGGCCAGAUCACUGCAUUACUUGGUCACAGCGGAGCUGGGAAAAGUACGCUACUGAACAUCCUGAGUGGACUUUGUCCACCUUCAGAAGGCUCUGCCAUGAUAUAUAAAUACAAAGUGACUGAAAUGGAGGACUUGGAAGAAAUUAGGAAAAUAAUUGGAGUUUGCCCACAAUUUAACGUUCAGUUUGAAGUUUUAACAGUGAAAGAAAAUCUAAGAAUUUUUGCUAAAAUCAAAGGGAUUCCGCUAAAAGAGGUUGAACAAGAGGUCCAAAAAGUUUUGACUAUGUUGAAAAUAGAACACAUCCAGGACUGCCAAGCUAGCAGCUUAAGCGGUGGCGAGAAAAGAAAGCUGACACUUGGAAUUGCCAUUUUAGGAGACCCGCAGGUUUUGAUAUUAGAUGAGCCAACUGCUGGAUUGGAUAUCAGUUCCAGAUACCAUGUAUGGAGCCUACUGAAGGAGCAUAAAGCUAACAGAGUAACCCUGUUCAGUACCCAGUUAACGGAUGAGGCAGAUAUUAUUGCUGACCGGAAAGCUUUUAUCUCCCAUGGGAGGUUAAAGUGUGUUGGCUCUUCUCUCUUUCUGAAGAGAAAAUGGGGAAUCGGUUAUCACUUAAGCCUGCACAUCAAUGACUCUUGUGAUUCUGCAAAAAUGACAUCUCUGGUCCAGCAGCAUAUUUCCAAUGCUAAGUUAUCUGGGCAGAGUCAUGAAGAACUGAUUUACAUGCUGCCCUUUGAAAACGUGGAUAAGUUCCCUGAACUGUUCUGUGAUCUAGACACUCAUGUGUGCCGGGAGAUUCUGAGUUACGGCAUUUCCAUGACAACCCUGGCUGAUGUGUUCCUGACACUGGAAGAAGAAGCAACAAUUGAUCAAGCAGAUUAUGGUGUUUUCGGUGAGGAGCAGGCAGAAGAGGAAAGAGACACCUUCUCUCCCCAUGAGUUGAAACAAAGUCUCCUGUCACUCUCAGACACUGGAAAGGCGACUGUAAGAGGCAGAGCCCUCUGGAGACAGCAAGUCUGUGCCCUGGCAAGAAUUCGCUUCUUAAAGCUAAAGCAUGAGAGUCAAGCUAUUAGGUCCAUAUUACUGGUGUGUGGUCUUCUUAUACUGCCUUGCCUGAUCUUCAAGAUAAUAAUUGAUGAAGACACUGUUGCCCAUACGAUGAAGGUUUCACCUCAGAUGUAUUUUCUCCAACCUGGACAGCAGCACUACCGAACCCAUCACACCAGCUUAUUGGUCCUCAAUGAUACAGGUUCAGACAUUGAGGACUUCAUCCAUGCUGUGAAAAGUCAGAAUAUAAUGUUGGAAGUAGCUAAUGGGAAAAACAUCUCAGAUGGUCAAGAAUACAAUGGGGCUAUUAAAGUAUCACUUGUAGACAAGCAUUUCAGAUUUUCUAUGAUGUGCCAUGUCAAGAGAAUCAAUUGUUUUCCAGUGCUUAUGAACAUCAUUAGCAAUGCAUUACUAAGAAACUUAAAUUCCACUAGGCAAAUUCAAGUCACAACUAGGAUGCGCCCUAUGAUGUCAUCUGAGCAUGAAAUGAGAUUACUUUGGCAUUCCAUUAUUUUCAUGUCUGUUUUAGCUUCUGGUUUUGCACCUCAUUUUGCAAUGAGCAGCACAGGUGAUUACAAGAUAAAAGCUCACUCCCAGCUAUGGACUUCAGGCAUGUUCCCUUCAGCAUAUUGGUGUGGCCAGGCUCUGGUGGACAUUCCUCUCUGCUGUGUUCUUCUCUUCACAAUGACUGGGAUUAUGUUUUUAAUUAGUUAUGAAGAUAGUCUGACUCCUGAAAUAUUAGCCUUACCUUUGGUUGUGUCUAUAUUUGGCUACGCAGCAUCCAUUGUUGUCCUCACUUACGUGAUCUCUUUUGCUUUUCGCAAAAGGAAAAGCUACAGUGACCUUUGGUCUUUUAUCUUUAUAUUUGUUUCUUUCAUGCUUAAUGCAAUUACUUAUGCAACCAAUAAGGCCUUCAUCACGACCAUCCUCACUGCCAUGAUUCCUUUCUAUACGUUAGCUGGCUGUAUAAGAAUAAUUGUGAAGGUGUCAUCAGACCAUGCAUUUGCCCUCUGGGAGGAAGAUGAAGAAAUGAUGCUGAGCAGAUUACACUUGCUAGCUAGCCUGGCACCAUACCUGCACUGUAUUAUUUUGAUUUUCAUUCUGCGAUGUCUGGAGUGGAAAUACGGAAGAAAAACUACGAGGGAGGAUCCAAUCUUCAGAAUUUCUCCAAGGAAAGAGAUCUUCUGCCAAAACCCUGAAGAGUCUGAAGGGGAAGAUGAAGAUGUUCAAGCUGAAAGAAUGAAAGCUGGGAGCGUGAUGACCUGUCAGAACCAGGAAGAGCGACCAAUCCUUAGCGUCAACAGUCUGCGCAAGGAAUACAAAGACAAGAAGGUCAGCUCCAUUUUUAAGAAAAGGAAGAAAGUUGCCACAAGAAACGUCUCCUUUUGCGUUAAAGAAGGUGAGGUUUUUGGGCUACUUGGACCCAAUGGGGCUGGCAAAAGCACAACUCUAAAGGUGAUCAUUGGAGACACGUCCCUAACUGCUGGACAGGUGGUGAUGAAAGGGGCAGAUGCAGCUGCUUCUCAACCAGAAGAGGACACAACUGACUUUCUAGGCUACUGCCCUCAGGAGAACCCUCUCUGGCCAAAUCUUACUGUUCAGGAACAUCUGGAGGUUUAUGCUGCUGUGAAAGGGAUGAGGAAAGAAGAUGCUGCUGUUACUAUCAAACGGGUAGUGAACGCUCUGAAACUUCAGGAGCUUCUUCAAAAACCAGCCAAGAAACUACCGGCAGGAAUAAGCAGAAAGGUGUGUUUUGCACUGAGCAUGCUGGGCAAGCCAACGCUGAUGCUUUUGGAUGAAUUGUCGACUGGAAUGGACCCCAUGGGGCAACAUCAUGUGUGGACAGCUGUUCGUGCUGCAUUGAAAAAUAAGAAACAAGGAGUCAUCUUGACAACCCAUUACAUGAAGGAGGCUGAGGCAUUGUGUGACCGAGUGGCCAUCAUGGUGUCUGGGAAGCUCCACUGUAUUGGCUCCAUUCAGUACCUGAAAAGCAAGUUUGGCAAAGGUUACUUGCUGGAAAUUAAAGUGAAGGACCCAGAACAAGUUGAUCUCAUCCAUGCAGAGAUUACACGAAUCUUCCCACUUGCAGCACGUCAGGAACGGUAUUCCUCUUUGAUGGUCUAUAAGAUACCAAUGGAAAAUGUACAGUCUCUGUCCCAGGCCUUUUUCAAUUUGGAGGCAGCUAAACGUACCUUUGACCUAGAGGAAUACAGCCUUUCCCAGUCCACUUUGGAACAGGUGUUCUUAGAGCUUUCAAGAGAGCAGGAGAAAGAGGAUUUUGAGAUGAAUCUGGAUAGUACAGCAGAAUGGAAACCCCUUCAACAGGAUGAUCAUUAAAGCUCGGCACCACAGUUCUAUAUCUCUGCUACAAACAAUAUCUGCAUGUACAACUACAUAAGACGUUAUACCCAGUACUAACAUUGUAUUAUGCUAAUGUCAAGAGAGGAAAGUUCAGCCAGUCAUCAUGAAAACUGUUUUGUGAUUACUUC